UCUAGCAACGACAUCAGCUCAGACAUGACACUGGUAGAUUACCUUCGGAAUCAUUUAGAGCUGCGUGGAACAAAAUACAUGUGCCGCGAGGGUGGGUGCGGCGCGUGCAUCGUCUCUGCCAUCAAAGCACCAGGCCAACAGCCCGUUGCUGUUAAUUCUUGUCUUGUGUCGCUCCCUUCGUGCCAAAACUGGGAUAUCACCACCAUAGAGAAAGUCGGUAACCGACUCGAUGGCUACCACAAGAUUCAGAAAGUGCUUGCUGAGAAGAACGGCACUCAGUGUGGCUACUGCACUCCUGGUUGGGUCAUGGCUAUGUAUAGUCUCAUAAAUACCCAAAAAGAUAUUUCAAUGCUCGAUAUCGAAAAAUCUUUUGCGAGUAACAUCUGCCGGUGUACAGGCUACAGACCAAUCUUGGAUGCGUUUAAAUUGUUUGCCAAAGACUCUCCAUCUUGCAGCAAAAUUACCGACAUCGAAAAUCUUACUUCAUGCAAAAACAAUAACAAAUCAUGCACCAAGAAAUGUAACGAUAAAGUUUGGUGCCAUAUCACCAAAGACGAUGCUUUACCUGUGGGUAAAGUUGAAAAAGCCCUUAAAGAUGGAAAAAUAUGGUACACAGUAGAAAAAGUUGGAGAUAUUUUUGAAAUCUUGGACGUAGAAGGAAAUGAGUCUUAUAUGCUAGUUGCAGGAAAUACUGCUAAAGGAGUAUACCCGAUUGAGGACUAUCCGCAUAUUUUAAUAGAUAUCAAUAAAGUGAAAGAGCUAAAAGGUUACAUGAUGGAUCAGAACCUCAUCAUUGGUGCUGCUACAACUCUCAAUGAAAUGAUAAACAUCUUUCAGGAUGUUUCUAAGGAAGAAUAUUUUGGUUAUUUACAAAAAUUUGCAGAUCACAUGAAUUUGGUAGCCAAUAUUCCUGUAAAGAAUUUAGGGACAAUUGGAGGCAAUCUCAUGAUAAAGCAUCAACAUAAGGAAUUUCCAUCCGACAUUUUUAUUUUACUUGAAACGGUUGGAGCUAUGCUGACCAUUUUGAAUUCUCGUGAGCGCAAAGAGACAUUGACAAUGCAACAAUUUUUGGAAACAGACAUGAAAAAUACGGUUUUGUACAAUAUAAUGUUACCACCAUUCAAUGAUUCAUAUAAAGUCGUCACUUACAAAAUAAUGCCUCGUGCUCAAAAUGCGCAUGCUAUUGUCAAUGCAGGAUUUCUUUACAAAUUGGAAAACGAAGAUGGUAAAGUAAAAGAUGCUAGAAUAGUUUACGGUGGUUUAUCUUCGUCGUUCAACAGAGCAAAAGAAACUGAAACUAUGCUGAAAGAGAAGAUGUUAUUUGAAAAUGAAACUUUGCAAUCAGCAAUUAGUUCCUUAGUUAAUGAGUUAGAGGUUGUUGAGAAUCCACCUGAACCAUCGGCUAGUUAUAGAAAACAGUUGGCUGUAGCGUUGUUUUAUAAAAGCUUAUUAUCAUUAUGUCCAGUUGGUAAAUUAGACCCUAGGCAUCAAUCAGGGUCUGUAGACCUAAAUAAAUUUAGACCGGUGUCGAAAGCCAGUCAGGAAUAUUCUACUGACCGAAGAUUGUAUCCUUUAAACCAACCUGUGGAGAAAGUGGAGGGUUUGAUUCAAUGUUCCGGUGAAGCGAAGUAUACAGAAGAUUUACCUUCAAUUACACGUGAAGUGUUUGCAACAUAUGCCACAAGUGACGUGGCUAUAGCCGAUAUAGAGUCGAUAGAUGCCCGCGAUGCUUUGAACUAUCCUGGGGUCAUCGCGUUUUACACUGCUGAUGAUAUUCCAGGACCUAAUAACUUCAUCCCAGUAGGCACAUUGAUUUUUGUUGCAAGUGAAGAAGUGUUAUGUAGUAAAAAAGUCAAAUACUACAAUCAACCUUUAGGCAUAAUAGUGGCUGAAACACGCAGCAUUGCUGAAAAGGCCGCUAAAAUGGUGAAAGUGAAAUACAGCAAUGUUAAAGAGCCUGUACUGGAUAUCAAAGUGGCCAAAAACGAUGCGUCAAGAACUAAAUUGUUGCUACCGUUUCCUGCAAUAGAAAAAGGCUUUGAUGUUGCAAAGGUGAUCAAAACUGAAUACACAAUAUACGGCCAAUACCAUUUCUGUAUGGAGACGAUGACUUGCAUAACACGACCGACAGAAGAAGGAAUGGAAGUGUUUACAACGACUCAAUGGACGGAUGUCAUUCAGAACAUGAUAUCACAAGCAUUGAAGAUUCAACUCAAUAAAAUUGACGUUCAUGUUCGUCGACUCGGCGGUGCCUUUGGCUUAAAGAUAUCGAGACCUACACAGCUGGCCAUUGCUUGUAGUCUUGUAACACAAAAGCUGAACAGACCAUGUCGUUUUAUACAGUCUUUAACGUCGUCCAUGAGAACUGUGGGAAAGAGAUUCCCUUGUUCAGCAAACUUUGAAGUCGGAGUUAAUAAAAAAGGGAAAGUACAAAACAUGAAGUGCGACAUCUACGAAGACAACGGGUAUAUUAGUAGUGAAAUAGUAGCUCUACUUGGAUUUGAUUCGUAUAGUAACUGCUACGAUAGGCUCAGAUGGAGUUACAAAUGCUAUAACACCAAUACAGACAAUGCGAAAAAUACUUAUUGCAGAGCACCAGGAACAUUAGAGCAUAUUGCAAUGGCAGAAUGGAUUAUGGAACAGAUCUCAUACGAAAUGCAAUUAAACCCUUUAGAUGUGAGAUUUGCUAACGUAGAAGAAACAAAGUAUGGGGAAUAUAAAGCAAUGGUUGAUAGUGUUAAAAGUAAAUCCGAUUAUGAUAACAGAAGAGCAGCUGUCGACAAGUUUAAUAAAGAAAACCGAUGGAAAAAACGUGGUUUGAGAUGGUCGUUUAUGAAAUGGAAUCCUUUGAGUCCUGCUUAUUUCGACGUGAAUCUCUCAGUAUAUCACGGAGAUGGAUCAGUCAUUAUCACUCAUGGAGGUGUCGAGAUGGGACAAGGCAUCAACACGAAAGCUGUUCAGAUUUGUGCUUAUUUACUAAAGAUACCAAUGGAUAAGAUUCAAAUAAAAGCAAGCAAUACCACAAUAGCUCCGAAUGCUUUUUUGACAGGCAGUAGCAUUACAUCGCAGAAUAUUGGUAGAGGUGUAGAGAAGUGUUGUAAAGAGCUAUUGAAAAGAUUAGCGCCAAUUAGGAUCUUAUUGCUGAAUCCACCUUGGGAGAAAUUAAUCAAAAAAGCGUUUGCACUUAACAUAGAUUUGCAAGUACAUGAAUUCAUUGGAGAGUUUGUGUCUCCAAUAUUUACUGCGGUUGGUGUGACUUUGGCAGAGGUUGAAGUAGAUGUCCUUACUGGAGAAUUUCAGCUGCUGAGAGUUGAUUUGUUGGAAGAUGUAGGGAGGAGUAUAAGCCCUGCUAUAGAUGUUGGUCAGGUGGAAGGUGCUUUCAUAAUGGGUAUGGGAUACUGGACCUGUGAGAAUCUGGUAUAUGCUAAGACUGGCGAACUCCUCACAGAUCGCUCCUGGAACUAUCAUGUGCCUCAGGCUAGAGAUAUCCCCCAGGACUUCAGAGUCUAUUUCAAAGAAAAUUCGUAUAGCGGUGAUAUAGCUCUUGGAGCUAAAGUGACUGGUGAACCUCCGAUAUGCAUGGCAGUGGUGGUGCCCUUUGCAAUCAGAGAGGCCCUAUCUGCAGCUAGAACUGAAUCCGGCAUCCCUACUACUGAAUGGUUUCAUAUUGAUGGCCCAUAUACCUUGGAAAACAUUUGUAUGGCAGCCGCAACAAAAUACGAGCAGUUGAAAUUGCAGCAGUGUCCUCUGGCAAUCAUGGAUACAAUACAACUAACAGUUAACGGGCAGCAGUACACUGUGGAAGGAGCGGAGGUGAGCUCCGACACGAUGCUGGUGGACUACCUCAGGCAGCACCUCGAGCUCAGGGGCACAAAAUUCAUGUGCCGUGAGGGUGGCUGUGGAGCCUGCAUCGUGACUGCCGUCAAGUCGCCUGGAGACCAGCCGGUAGCUGUAAACUCUUGCCUGGUGUCAGUAACUUCUUGCCACAACUGGGAAAUCACCACCGUUGAAAAAGUGGGGAACAAGCUGGACGGUUACCAUCCCAUUCAAAAAACAUUGGCUGAGAAUAAUGGCACUCAGUGCGGACACUGCACUCCUGGUUGGAUCAUGGCUAUGUAUAGUCUUGCACGAAGCAAAAAGAAUUUAACCGAAUUGGAGAUCGAAAAAUCGUUUGCGAGCAAUGUGUGCAGAUGCACUGGAUACAGACCAAUUUUAGCGUCAUUUAAAAAGUUUGCUGCUGAUGCUAAAAACAAUCAAAUAGCUGAUAUAGAAGAUUUGUAUGUCUGCAAAAAGAGCAACGAAGUUUGUAACAAAUCAUGUGAAGAGUAUGAAUGGUGCUUUGUAAACGAUAAUUUGAAUCAAGAUGAAGUUAUUAAGAUAAAUCUUAAAGAUGGCAAAAAGUGGUAUAGAGUUACACAAGUAUCUCAAAUAUUUGAUAUUCUACGCGCUGAAGGUGAUGAAUCAUACAUGUUGGUUGUUGGAAAUACGGCAAAAGGAGCGUUCCCAAUUGAUGAAUAUCCAGAAAUAUUAAUAGACAUAAGUGGAGUAUCUGAAUUAAAAGGUCACAUUUUUGACCAAAACUUGGUCAUUGGUGCGAUCACCACCCUCACCGAACUUUUGGAUAUAUUCGAAAGUGCUGCUGAAGAGAGAAGCGAUGAAUUUGGUUAUUUAAAGAAGUUUCAUGAUCACAUUCAGUUAGUUGCUACUAUACCAGUAAGAAAUGUAGGGUCCAUUGCAGGGAAUCUAAUGACUAAGCACGAACAUCCAAUGUUUCCUUCAGAUAUAUUUUUACUCCUCGAAACGGUUGGCGCUUAUGUGACUAUAGUUGAUGCAAACGGAUCUAAAGAAGUACCUAUGAUGGAAUUCCUAAAUGCAGAUAUGAAAGGAAAGAUUUUGUAUAACGUCAUGAUACCGCCUUUGAAUAAUCAAUAUAAAAUAGAAACAUUUAAGAUUAUGCCGCGUUCACAAAAUGCACAUGCUAUAGUCAAUGGAGGAUUUAGAUACAAAUUAAGUAAUGAUAAUAAAGUCCAAGAGGCAAGAAUAGUGUAUGGAAAUCUAUCUCCAGAAUUUAUUAGAGCAACGAAAACAGAAGAAUACUUGAAAGGAAAAGCGUUGUUUUCAGAUGAUGUUUUACAAUCAGCUCUUAAAGUAUUGAAUGAGGAAAUAGUCGUCAUAGAACAUCCGCCAGAUGACUCUGCUGCUUAUAGAAAACAAUUGGCUUUAGCUCUAUUUUACAAAGGUCUUUUGACGCUUUGUCCGAGUGACAAAGUAGAUGCUCGCUACCGUUCAGGUGUAAAGCGCCUCCAUGACUCCCGACCGGUGUCUAGCGCUCAGCAGAGCAUACCUACGGACCCCGACUUGUAUCCUCUCAAUGAGCCUAUACCAAAAGUAGAAGCUUUGAUUCAAUGUGCAGGCGAAGCGAAGUAUACUGACGAUCUACCAGCUUUUCCAAAUGAGGUAUUCAGUGCACUCGUAUUAAGUACGAUCCCCAAAGGAGAAAUCAAGUCCAUUGAUGCUUCUGAAGCUUUGAAACUACCCGGUGUGAUAGCAUUUUAUUCAGCCAAAGAUAUACCAGGGAAAAACUCUUUCAUACUAAUAGCGACAAUAGCAUUUAUUAAAGACGAAGUAAUUUUUUGCGAUGAUAAAGUAAGUUACUACAACCAACCAUUAGGUAUAAUUGUAGCAGAAUCUACAGCGCUAGCAGAAAGAGCUGCCAAAAAGGUCAAAGUUACUUAUAAAAAUGUUGAAACGCCAGUGACUGAUGUGAUGGUAGCCAGAAAAGAUGAAUCGAGAACCAAAUUAUUUUUGCCGAUUCCUAAUAUCGGUCGUGGGCUAUUUGUGAAAAAAGAGUUCAAAUCGAACUACACAAUACGUGCACAGAUUCAUUUUCCUAUGGAGUCCAUAGUAUGCGUGACCCGGCCAUCAGAGAUGGGUCUCGAAGUCCACUGUACCACCCAAUGGAUGGAUGCUGUGCAGUAUACGAUUGCAAAGGCUUUAAAUUUAGAUAUUAACAGAGUGGAUGUUUUUACGAACAGAGUCGGUGGUGGCUUUGGACUAAAAAUAUCAAGGAGCUCCUUGGCCGGUGUUGCCUGCAGUCUAGUGGCCUAUAAACUGAACAGACCCUGCCGUUUGUUUCUGUCAUUGCCAACAGUCGCAAAAGGUAUUGGCAAAAGGUUACCAUGCUCCUGUGACGUAGAGGUUAAAGUGAAUAGCCAAGGCCGUGUACAAUACAUGGAUUACGAUGUAUACGAAGAUAACGGUUAUAUUAACAGUUUACUAUUAUCCGUAGUAGGAGUAGAUGCCCAUCACAACUGCUAUAAAAGAUUGUGGUGGAACUUCAAAAUUUAUGACUCUUUCACUGAUACUGCGAGAAACGAAUAUUGUAGAGCACCCGGAACAUUGGAAAACAUAGCUAUGGCAGAAACAAUCAUGGAACAGAUUUCAUAUGAACUCUCAUUAGAUCCCUAUGAAGUGCGAAUGACUAAUUUAGAUUCACUUUUGUAUGGAGAUAUUAAAGAAAUGGGAGAUGAUUUGAAAACCAAAGCUGACUAUACAAAACGAAGAGAUGCGGUGACGAAAUUCAAUGCUGAAAAUAGGUGGAAGAAACGCGGCCUAAGAUGGGCAUUGAUGAAGUACACUCCUCUUAGUCCGGCAGGUUACGAAGUUAAUAUGUCUAUUAAUCACGGUGAUGGAUCGGUUACUAUAAACCAUGGAGGUAUUGAGGUAGGUCAAGGAAUCAAUACAAAAGCUAUCCAGAUUGCCGCAUACUUUUUGAAAAUUCCUAUCGACAAGAUAAAAGUGAAAGGACAAAAUACCGUAACAACCCCAAAUGGCAUUUUCACUGGUGGAAGUUUGACAUCACAAAGCAUUGGGCAGGGUGUAGAAGAUUGCUGCAAGCAGCUGCUUCUGCGGCUAGAACCUAUUAGACUUCUGCUACUAAAUCCAUCGUGGGAAAAGCUUAUAGACAAAGCAUAUACACUCAAUAUAGACUUGAUGGCCCGUAGUUUUAUAGCUCAUCUGAUCGCCCCUAUAUCUUUAGUAUAUGGCGUAACUUUGGCUGAAGUUGAAGUAGACAUAUUGACAGGGGAAUCGGAAGUUUUGAGAGUGGAUUUGUAUGAAGAUGUUGGACAAAGUGUCAGUCCUAAUAUUGAUGUGGGUCAGGUGGAAGGUGCAUUCAUAAUGGGUAUGGGAUAUUGGACAUCAGAGAAAGUUGUGUAUGACGACAAGACGGGAGAAGUGCUUUCAAAUCGCGCAUGGAACUACCACGUACCAUUAGCCAGGGAUAUCCCACAAGACUUCAGGGUUUACUUUAGGGAAAAAUCUUACAGCUCUGCAAAAAUUCUAGGAGCGAAAGUUACUGGAGAACCGGCUACGUGUAUGGCUAUUUGUAUACCUUUUGCAAUGCGGGAAGCUAUCAGCGAGGCCAGAAAAGAUGCAGGGAUUUCUACUACGGAAUGGUUUACGAUUGAUGGACCUUACACCACUGAACAGUUGUGCAUGUCAGCCGCGACGAAGCUCGAACACUUCAGAUUUAAGAGUAAAUAACCCUCUUUCUGGCGCAGUCGGGUAAAAAUAAACGCCCCGUAAACUAAAAAGUUUAUUUUGGAAAAAAAAGAAAAUACUUUAAUUAAAUAAACAGUUUUCAAUUUC
Molecule: messenger RNA, 7650 nt
Organism: Ostrinia nubilalis (European corn borer)
Lineage: Eukaryota; Metazoa; Arthropoda; Insecta; Lepidoptera; Crambidae
Exons: 33
Coding region: 25-7545 (2506 amino acids)
Molecular function (GO): 2 iron, 2 sulfur cluster binding; FAD binding; iron ion binding
Source: RefSeq, a predicted model, not a curated record